Molecule: messenger RNA, 8665 nt
Organism: Danio aesculapii
Lineage: Eukaryota; Metazoa; Chordata; Actinopteri; Cypriniformes; Danionidae
Gene: colgalt1a
Product: collagen beta(1-O)galactosyltransferase 1a
Exons: 12
Coding region: 850-2706 (618 amino acids)
Molecular function (GO): procollagen galactosyltransferase activity
Source: RefSeq, a predicted model, not a curated record
UUUUUCCAAGUUUACAAUAAUAGCACAUUGAACAUUUUAUAAUAAUGCAGGAUUUUCAAAUAAUUUUCAAAGGGAUCACGCAAUAAUAAAUUUGGAAUCUUGUGCUCCAGACUAUUGUGAAUGUGACAAAUAAGUUUGCAGAAGUUCUGGAUUAAAGAUAAUAAUGUUAGAAAUUAUUUUUGCUUCAUUGGACGGAACAGUCACUUCAUAAAUGCUUCUUAGGCCGUUUGUUUGUUUAGUUUUGCCUCUAUACGUUUUCUUGACUCUCAAAGCAAGUCAUUCACUUCUGUUUAAUGAAGAGUGAUUUCAACUUAAAAAACUUCUUUAAGUCUAAACAUACUAGGCUUGGCUAAAAAGGCUAAAUUUGGACUGUCAGUGAAUAUUUAAGAAUAGGCCAAAACUAGACUAGUCAUCAAAUAAAAAGAAACGAAUGACUGCACAUAUAAAGUCAGUCAAAUUUGUCUAUUUGACAAAUAGUCUAGUUUUGGGCUAUUCUUAGAUGUCUAUUAUAUUUUCACUAAUAGCCCGCCUUGUUUUACUCAAGAUGUCUAUUAGACGUCCAUUAAACGCAAAAUUGUUUGCUUGGUAUAUUUUAUAUCCACACUAGAAGACUGCUGAUCUGCUAUAUAGACCCUUGCAGUUAUUAUUACAGUGUCAGCAGCAUCAGUUUGCAGGGUCCCUCCCCUUUAAACGUCACCGAGUAACAUCCCCUUUAACAGUCUUGCAUCUGCAGUGUUGUCAACGCAGGCUCUUUUUAGUCGGCGGAAAUAUUUCAACAAAGUUGCCCCUUUUUAACUUUCUACCUCCUCAUGAGCCCGGGGUUACUGUGAGCUGUAAUAACUCGUAUGUAUGCUUGUAACUAGUCUGUGCUUCGCAAUGCGGUGUUUCGUGUUGUUCGUGUCGCUUUUGUGCUCCUGUUUGAUAAACAGCGGACCAGCUCAAGGAUACUUCCAUGAGGAGCGCUGGAGCCCGGAGUCUGCAAUACUCGCUCCGCGGGUAAUGAUUGCUCUCAUCUGCCGGAACAACCAGCACUCGCUGCCGCAUUUCCUCGGGACCAUUGAGCGCCUUAAUUACCCGAAAGACCGCAUCGCACUGUGGGUAGCGACUGACCACAAUAUAGACAACACCACAUACCUGCUGCGAGACUGGCUCAUCAACGUACAGAAACUCUACCAUUAUGUGGAGUGGAGGCCAAAGGAGCAACCAAGUCAGUAUAAUGGUGAGGAAGGACCAAAGGAUUGGACAAAUGAACGUUAUGCUUAUGUCAUGAAACUUCGACAGGCAGCGCUGGAGUCUGCACGAGAAAUGUGGGCCGACUAUCUUAUGAUGAUUGAUUGUGAUAAUCUCCUGAUCAACCGAGAUGCCUUAUGGAAACUAAUAAAGGAGAACAAGACAAUUGUGGCACCAAUGAUGGAGUCUCGUGCCGCCUACUCAAACUUCUGGUGCGGAAUGACAUCACAGGGCUACUAUAAACGAACUCCUGCCUACAUCCCCAUGCGCAAGCAAGUUCGUAAGGGAUGCUUUGCGGUUCCAAUGGUGCACUCGACGUUCCUGGUGGACCUGCGGAAAGAAGCUUCCAAACAGUUGGCUUUUCAUCCGCCACAUCCAGACUACACCUGGGCUUUUGAUGACAUUAUAGUCUUCGCCUUCUCAGCCCGAAUAGCAGAGGUCCAAAUGUUUAUUUGCAACAGAGAAAUAUAUGGGCACCUGCCGGUUCCUCUUCGUGCCCACAGCACUCUGCAGGACGAGGCAGACAGCUUCAUUCACACUAUGCUGGAGGUCAAUGUACGAAAUCCCCCAGUUGAACCUUCCAGAUACUUACCCAAACCUGUCAGAAAACCUGAUAAAAUGGGCUUUGAUGAGGUGUUUAUGAUCAACCUGAAGCGACGAGGUGACCGGCGUGAGCGCAUGCUGAGGGCGUUGACAGAGCAAGAGAUCGAAUGUAAGAUUAUUGCUGCUGUUGAUGGCAAAGCUAUGAACGUCAGCGAGAUCCAUGCUCUGGGAAUCCACAUGCUGCCCGGCUACAGUGACCCUUAUCACGGCAGACCUCUCACUAAAGGAGAGCUGGGCUGCUUCCUGUCCCACUAUAACAUCUGGAAAGAGAUUGUAGACCGAGGCUUGAAGACCUCGCUGGUGCUUGAAGAUGACUUAAGAUUUGAGAUUUUCUUCAAGCGCCGCCUGCAAAAUCUGUUGCGUGAGCUGCAAAGUCAGAAUCUGGACUGGGACCUCAUUUAUAUUGGGAGGAAGAGGAUGCAAGUGGACCGGCCUGAAAAAGCAGUACCAAAUAUUCGCAACCUAGUGGAGGCAGACUAUUCCUACUGGACCUUGGGUUACAUGAUGUCUUUACAAGGAGCCAGAAAGCUUCUUAAAGCACAACCACUCAGUAAAAUGUUGCCUGUAGAUGAAUUCCUUCCUGUUAUGUUCAAUAAGCAUCCUGUAUCGGAUUAUAUGGAGCAGUUUGAGACGAGGGACCUGAAAGCGUUUUCAGCAGAGCCCUUGCUGGUGUUCCCCACACACUACACUGGUGAGGCUGGCUACAUCAGUGACACAGAGACCUCCACAGUGUGGGACAAUGAGAAAGUGCGAACGGACUGGGACAGGGAGCGUCGGGGUAAGACCCAGGAACAGGGUGAGAUCAGCACAGAGGCCCAGAACUCAGAUGUGCUUCAGUCUCCGCUGGACAGGACAGCCCGAGACGAACUAUAAGACGUUUUUUGGACUCUGGACAGCUAGAUUUUCUUCUGGAGGACAUUCAGCCUAAUAAGCACAAUAUGAGGAAGCAGAAGAGGCCUUUUUAGAGAUUUUUUUUAUUUUAAACAUUUUGUCCCUUCUUUUACAGAUGCGUUGGCGUGCACAGCAACUGUUCAUUUAAUGAUUAAGAUGAUUAACUGGUAACUGUUCAUAAUUGGGUUCCAUUUGUUAAGUUACGGAUACAGUAUAUUGAGGAGGUUGUCAGGUUUACCGGCAUAGUGACGCGAUGCAGAGACUGAAGGGCUUUAUUCUGCAAAAACAACCAUCCUGGGGUGCGUUUCCGAAAAUAAAAACUUGUUAGCAAACUAAAGUCACUCACUCCAUUGGUGCAAUUAUAGUUCAGCGAUUUGGCGAUUCUCGAAUCCGUCGUUCCAACGAACAUUCGUAAAUGAGUGCGGUUGCAACUACUUUUCUAGAGCUGUUGUUAGAAACAAAGUUCUGGGUUAUGUUUUAUUCCCAGUUAUCCCCCCUAUGCCCUAUUUCUUUUGAAUGUUCCAACAUCCACUUUGAAUCAAUAAUUUUCAAAAAAGUUCUCUCUCAUGUCUAAUUUGAGUUCAAAGUUAUUUUUUGGAGUUCAGUUAUCACGAACUUUAGGUUGGCAAGUGCACUCCCUUCGUAGUGCACUCCGAAAUCAUUUAUGCCAUUUUGAGCACAGCCGUGGCUCAUACCAAAAGCGACCUAUGAUUUAUAAGCAGAAAUCUUCAGAGCUUGUGCAAACAAAAAAUAUAGAAUAUAUUAGGGCUGGGCAAUAUGGCAAAAAUGCAAACUCGAUAAUUUUUUUCCCAUAUUGAACAAUAACAGUACAUUUCUAAAUAAAUCGUUAAUACUUCCAGCUUUAAAAGUUAUCAACCCAACAAUGACUGAUGCAACAAAAAUUCAUUAAACUACAAUUUAAAAUAUUGUUUAUUAACAAAAACAGAUUACACAUUUGGCCUUAAAUUAAAACCAAUAGUAAAAUCAUUUAAAAAGAUUAAUUUGGCAUUAAUAUUUUUAAAAAAAAAUUAAAAAUAUACAGUACAACUUCCAGCAAGUCCACACAAAUUGUAAAACUAUCAGUUUUUUUUUUGGAUUAUCCUUUUUUUAGGUAAUUAAAUAGGUUGGUUGUGUUGCCAGACUUGGUUUUGACAAACCAUUGACAUACUUUACAGAUUGUUUAAAUCUGCUCCUUGUCACAUUUCAGGUAGCUGAACCACUUCCAUGUAACUAAAUAUUUUUGUCCACAUUUUCAUCAUCUUUGGAUAAUAACUCGAGGUUAGUUUACUUUUGUCACUCAUUUCUUUAUUUUUGUCGUUUUGUCGAGUUUGUUAGCAAAUUGCAGUAGAAAAUUAUCUUUUUGACUUCAUACUGAUUGGUUGUUGUUGUCACAUGUUACUUCUGUGUGAUUGGCUCUUAGAUCAAUAUCGAGUAAAUAUGUUCAGAGCUUAUUAUCGCUACAGUAGCCUAUUUAAAUUAUUUACUUUAUAACUAAUAUGGAUCAAACAGUGCUUCUGUGACAGAGUAACCGUGGCUUUGGGAAACACUCAUCACUACAUCGUUCGUAACGCAUCUUACUAUGGUAGUUCAGCUGCGUCGUUGUUUGGCAAACACAUCCCUGGAUGUACUUUUAUCUCGCUUGCUACUUCACAGCACACAACUUCUCUCAGUUACUUGCCACGAAACAUGAAAAAUAGAACAAAACAUUGUUCUGCGCCGUAGCGGUUUAUUCGUUCCUUUAUUAAAUGCAAAGCUGACUGAAAACAAAACAGCUGAUGGAGUAUGCACUAAUCUGCGCAUUAUUCAGUCGCUAGAAGGCACCAAAUAGUCAAUAAAGCAAAGCUGACAGAAUCGAAACCAGCUGAUGGAGUGUACUCUAACAAAAGCAGUUUCAUUAGCAGAAGCCAGUUCGUAGGUCGCUCUGCUUACAAUCUCAAAACAACAACAAUUAUAUUCUUACAUAACAUCAUUAACUGCAUUACAUAUAGGUGUUUUAAUCUGAUUGGUUAAAACACAGAUAGACUAAGAAAAUUUCCAUGUGUGUGCAUGUGUACAAUUCUGAACAAUAUCUCAGUAUCUCAAGCAUACAGACAGCAUAUUAUUCAGUCGAAAGAGGGCACCAAAUAGUCAAUAAUGCAAAGCUGACAGAAACGAAACCGGCUGAUGGAGUAUAUACUAACCUGCGCAUUAUUCAGUCGCUAGAGGGCACCAAACAGUCAAUAACGCAAAGCUGACAGAAACAAAACCAGCUGAUGGAGUAUACGCUAACCUGCUAAUUAACACAAAGCUCACAGAAAUAAAACCGGCUGAUGGAGUAUAUACCUACCUGCGCAUUAUUCAGUCGCUAAAGGGCACCAAAUAGUCAAUAAAGCAAAGCUGACAGAAACAAAACCGGCUGAUGGAGUAUAUACUAACCUGCGCAUUAUUCAGUCACUAGAGGGCACCAAAUAGUCAAAGCAAAGCUGACAGAAAAAAAAACGGCUAAUGGAGUAUAUACUUAAAUGCACAUUAUUCAGUCACUAAAGGGCACCAAAUAGUCAAUAAAGCAAAGCUGACAGAAACAAAAUCAGCUGAUGGAGUAUACACUAACCUUCGCAUUAUUCAGUCACUAGAGGGUACCAAAUAGUCAAAGCAAAGCUGACAGAAACAAAUCCAGCUGGUGGAGUGUAUAUACUAACCUGCGCAUUAUUCAGUCAGUAGAGGGCACAAAAUAGUCAAUAAAGCAAAGCUGACAGAAACAAAACUGGCUGAUGGAGUAUAUACUAACCUGCGCAUUAUUCAGUCACUAGAGGGCUCAAAAUAGUCAAUAAAGCAAAGCUGACAGAAACAAAACUGGCUGAUGGAGUAUAUACUAACCUGCGCAUUAUUCAGUCACUAGAGGGCACAAAAUAGUCAAUAAAGCAAAGCUGACAGAAACAAAACCGGCUAAUGGAGUAUAUACUUACCUGCGCAUUAUUCAGUCACUAAAGGGAACCAAAUAGUCAAUAAAGCAAAGCUGACAGAAACAAAACCGGCUAAUGGAGUAUAUACUUACCUGCGCAUUAUUCAGUCACUAAAGGGCACCAAAUAGUCAAUAAAGCAAAGCUGACAGAAACAAAACCAGCUGAUGGAGUAUACACUAACCUUCGCAUUAUUCAGUCACUAGAGUGUACCAAAUAGUCAAAGCAAAGCUGACAGAAACAAAACUGGCUGAUGGAGUAUAUACUAACCUGCGCAUUAUUCAGUCACUAGAGGGCACAAAAUAGUCAAUAAAGCAAAGCUGACAGAAACAAAACUGGCUGAUGGAGUAUAUACUAACCUGCGCAUUAUUAAGUCACUAGAGGUCACAAAAUAGUCAAUAAAGCAAAGCUGACAGAAACAAAACUGGCUGAUGGAGUAUAUACUAACCUGCGCAUUAUUCAGUCACAAGAUGGCGCCAAACAGUCUCAAAUGCUAAGCUUACAGAAAAUAAGCUGAUUGAGUAUAUACUAACCAGCGUAAUAUUCAAUCACAAGAUGGCGCCAAACAGUCACAAAUGCAAAGCUUUCAGUAAAUAGCUGAUGGAGUUUCCAGAUGAGCCUGUGUUAUUUAGCGGUUGUUAUCUCGGAAUGUUGUGACUGACCAAUCAGAGUAUUCCAGACAACAGUGUAAUAACAUUGGUUUAGUACAUUAGGUAACACAAGCUAAAACGCAAUGGUGAAAAUGUCUGUGUAACAUUUUUCAUUAUUCAGGUGGGCCAAAAUUUUUUCCACACUGGUGGAUUGUGUAUCUGUUCUCAUUCUACAGGGCUCUUGAAAGCUUGUUUCUUAUUGGCUGAUGAACAUUCUGAGGUGUGCAAUUAUUUAAAAAUAAAGGCACCGCUAAAGUAGUUCCAGGCAGGUCUUCUUGACAUAUGUAAGAAACUAGUAAGUAGUAGUGGUAUGAGGACAAAAACAUCUCAGCAAUGUCUCCGGGUGUGGUAAUCAUAUUUUAAGUGAGAAAAUUUACACUGGUCUAUUAAAUUUGUAGAAAAUAUUACACAAUUGAGAUGUAACUGCAACACCGCUUCUCAUCGUAGCUGUAUCUCCAUUUCAGGUGUGCAUUAUUUUCUAAAAAUUCAACAGCAUAUUGCCAGUUACUCCUUACACAUUUCAUAAUUUUUAUUAGCCAUGAAAUAGCUAACUCAAAAUGACACAAGCUGAUUGGUCCUUUACAUGUUGUUUGCUGGAAACACAUUGCUUCUACAAAGCAGGCUGAUUGGUCUUAGCUGGUUUGACACCCAAUUCGUUUACUUGCUCAAGAUUUGUUCUUACUGGUUCAUUUGAUGAAAGAUGAGCUUUUAUACAGUCACGUGAAAAAGUUUGGACUGCCUUUUGAAUUCUGUGGUUUUCAGUAUGAAGUCUGUACUUUGACUGGACUACUGCAACGUCUUGAUUUUUAAAAUUUUUUAUUUUGUUCAAUAAGUCAUAGAUGCAGCUAUGCAAACCUUGCAAACAAGCUGCAAUGUUUUUUUAGAGAGGAGAGGCUUUCUUCAUCAAAGCUUGGCAUACUUGUCCAAUGUUUUUUGUCAUGCAUGAUUAUGUAAAAAUGACACGGAGCGAUAUGUCACUUGCUGUUUGUUCAUUUCAUGUUUUAUUUCCAAUUUUUUUUUGAGGAUAUUCUAAUACAGAAAAUAAUGAAAUUCAAUAGGACAUCCUAACAUUUUUCACAUUAUUGUACUGAGCAGAUAGUCUCAUAAUGUGGAAAAUGUCUAGAAUACAACAAUCCCAAAUGGCUGUUGAACAUUUUAGGGUAUGUAGCUUCACAAAACUUUAGUAAACCAUAGUAUAUCAUAUGUAUUUAUCUAGAGCAGGUGUUUUUGAGCCCAAACACAGCAUAGUUAUCCUUACAGAGAGCAAUGACGUAUUGCUUAUGCAUUUGAUGAGUUCAUUAAACCAAUCAAGGACUGUUUAACUGAGUGAUUGGAUUUAUAGUCCAGACUUUAAAAUGACCAUUCAGCAUAGAAUAGAAGGAAACAACUCUAUAAUCAGAUCUCAUUCACCAGGAUUUCAUUACUUUUUACAUUUUCUAUACAUAGUAGUACUACACUGAAAAGAUGAUUCUUUGGAUUAACUUUUUUUUAAGUUAAGGUGUUAAGGUGAAUUUAAACAAACAAAUUAAGUUGAACAUUUGUUUAAAUUCAACCCAUAUAAAUUAUUUGCAACAAGAAUUUUUUUUUUCAGUGUAUGCAGGAUUUUUCUUUCAGAUUCAAAAACCUCUAAUUACAGACUUUUCCCCCUAACAUGAGAAUUUUCCUCAUGCUUCUGUGUGUACAUUCAGUAAUUUCAUUUCAGUCAUUUCCAUUUGGCAGAGAAUAGAUUGUUCUCAGUCCCUUUAAAGUGAAAUAACUAAACCUAAUCAUAUGAUGCUGAGAUAAAUGUGCAUUUUAGAUCUGAACUAUAUACGGUUGAAGUCAGAAUUAUUUGCCCCCCUUUUUCUUUCUUUUUUAAAAAUUUCCCAAAUUAUGUUUAACAGAUAAAUAAAUGUUUCACAGUAUUUCAUAAAAUAUUUUUUUCUUCUGCAGAAAGUUUUAUUUGUUUUAUUUCGGCUAGAAUAAAAGCAAUUUAAAAAAAAUGUUUUAAGGUCAAAAUUAAUAGCCCCUUUAAGCUAUAUUUUUUAAAUAGUCUACAGAACAAACCAUCAUUAUACAAUAACUUGCCUAAUUACCCUAACCUGCCCAACCUAAUUAGCCUAGUUAAGCCUUUAAAUGUCACUUUAAGCUGUAUAGAAGUGUCUUGAAAAAUAUCUAGUAAAAUAUUAUUUACUGUCAUCAUGGCAAAGAUCAAAAUAAAUCAGUUAUUAGAAAUGAGUUAUUAAACCUAUUAUGUUUAGAAAUGUGUUUAAAAAAAUUCUCUUCGUUAAACAGAAAUUGGGGAAAAAAAUAAACGGGGCUGAUAAUUUUGACUUUGUCUGUAUAUUCAUCUGCAACUAUAGGCCUAACAAU